AUGAGAACAAGACCUGAUCUGGCAUUUGCAGUCGCUACCGUGGCCAAGUUUGGAUCUCACCCUGGGCACGUACACUGGAGUGCGGUAACCAGAAUUCUGAGAUAUCUUCAAGGAACCUUAGAACUUGGAAUCUCCUAUUCCCGCACUAGCACAAGUGAACUGGUUGGGUUCUUGGACUCGGAUUGGGCGGGAGAUCCUGAAGAUCGGAAAUCCACAUCCAGCUAUGUGUUCAUGUUGGCCGGUGGUCCAAUUUCGUGGAAAAACCAGAAACAAAAGUCGGUAGCACUUUCUACAGCCGUAGCCGAAUAUAUGGCCCCUUUGAGUACUGCUCAAGAGGCACUGUGGUUGCGAAAUGUGCUGUUGGACAUGGGUGUCAAUGUGAAUUCUCCUACAACUAUUUUCGAAGAUAAUCUUGCAUCCAUUGGUUUGGCUAAGAAUCCACAAUAUCAUGGACGGGCCAAACAUAUAAGCAUUCGAUACCAUUUCAGGCGAGAACAAGUCCAACUAGGAACGAUUGUCAUCAAGUACUGCAAGACUGAAGACAUGGUAGCCGACAUGUUAACCAAAGCUGCGGCCAGACCGAAGCUACAAAAAUUGAAUCGGCUGUGCAAUGUUGGUGUUCGGAGCAUCGAGUGA
Tigriopus californicus is the source of this 636-nucleotide messenger RNA. RefSeq lists its product as uncharacterized. Bases 1 to 636 code for a protein of 211 amino acids. Lineage: Eukaryota; Metazoa; Arthropoda; Copepoda; Harpacticoida; Harpacticidae. The transcript has a single exon. The record is from RefSeq and is a predicted model, not a curated record.